Pieris macdunnoughi is the source of this 1041-nucleotide messenger RNA. Lineage: Eukaryota; Metazoa; Arthropoda; Insecta; Lepidoptera; Pieridae. The record is from the annotation of a GenBank genome assembly.
AUGAGAUAUUGGAAAGUCUUUAAAAAUAUUUUUGUAAUGGGUUUUAUAGUAAGUGUUAUGUGGCUUAUGUUUUCAUGGAGCAGUAUGGAGUUUAUCAGAUAUGCAUCAAUGGAUCCUAGAAGUAUUCCAAUAACUGUUAAAAAUAAAUUAUGUCAUGUGAAUAACAUUGAUGAAAGAGUGUUUGUAAAUAAUAGUUCAGAUUUAAAGAUGAUAUACUAUGUAACACCAACUUACCCGAGACCAGAACAAGUGCCAGAGUUGACAAGACUUGCUCAUACCUUGAUGCAUGUACCAAAAAUUCAUUGGAUAGUAGCAGAUGACCAAUCAUUAUGUUCAAAAGAUGUUGCUGAUAUUCUUAGACGUACUGGCCUGCCAUACACACACAUAUCUAGUCCAAAGCCAUACAUAUAUAAAGGAACAAACUUCCCUCGUGGAGUUGCAAAUCGUCGAGCAGCACUCUCCUGGCUUCAAGAAAAUGCUGAUGAUGGAGUUCUUUACUUUGGAGAUGAUGAUAAUACUAUUGAUUUGCAAUUAUUUGGUGAAAUCAGACUUACUAAAAAAGUGUCAAUGUUUCCUGUAGGCCUUAUAGGAGAUUAUGGUGUUUCUUCACCCGUUGUCAAGGAUGGAAAGGUGGUGGGGUUUUUUGAUUCAUGGCCUGGUUCAAGAAUGUUUGCAGUAGAUAUGGCUGGGUUUGCUGUGAACAUUGAGUUUCUAAAGCCCUCUGCUAACAUGCCAUACAUUGCCGGCCAUGAAGAGGACAGAUUUUUGGUUAGUUUAGGAUUAAAAUUGGAAGACAUUGAACCUCUUGCUGCUAAUUGCUCGAAAGUACUUGUCUGGCAUACAAAGACAGUUAAAUAUAAAAAGCCAACAUUACGUGUUGAUAUUAAGAAGUUAGAGGAUGUUACUGCUUAUAAAUAUUUUGUUAAUCUUCUUAAAGAAACUAGUAGGCUAGGUAUGGCAAGCAUAAGUAAUAUCAAUGGCACUAAGCCUUACAUAACAAGAAAUAGGAAGUCCUAUGAGACUGUAGCUGAUUUACACUAA